Symphalangus syndactylus (siamang) is the source of this 1399-nucleotide messenger RNA. RefSeq names its product glycolipid transfer protein domain containing 2 (gene GLTPD2). Gene Ontology annotation, molecular function: ceramide 1-phosphate binding; ceramide 1-phosphate transfer activity. NCBI's taxonomy places the organism in Eukaryota, Metazoa, Chordata, Mammalia, Primates, Hylobatidae. Gene Ontology annotation, biological process: ceramide transport; intermembrane lipid transfer. The record is from RefSeq and is a predicted model, not a curated record. Gene Ontology annotation, cellular component: cytoplasm; membrane; cytosol.
AUGGGAGUGGCGGUGCGGCCCCCAGCCCUGCGGCACUGGUUCAGCCACUCAAUUCCUAUCUUCGCGCUGCUGCUGCUUUAUCUCAGUGCUCGGAGCCUAGGCGCCCGCUCGGGCUGCGGACCCAGGGCACAGCCCUGCGUUCCAGGGGAAACUGCGCCCUUCCAGGUCCGGCAGGAGUCGGGACCCCUGGAGGCCCCGGAGAGGAAACAGCCUCCGUGUCUGGGCCCUCGGGGGAUGCUGGGCCGCAUGAUGAGGCCGUUCCACGCCAGUCUGAAACCCGAAGGGGAUGUGGGGCUGUCGCCGUACCUGGCGGGAUGGAGGGCACUCGUCCAGUUCCUGACUCCCCUCGGCUCCGUCUUCGCCUUCGCCACUAGGGAGGCCUUCACCAAGGUGACAGCCCUGGAGGCUCGGGUGCACCGCCCGGACGCGGAGCACUACUGGUCGCUGGCGGCCAAGGCGGCCUGGGAGCAGAGGGCGGGACUGCUGGAGCAGCCGGGGGCGGCUCCCCGGGACCCGGCCCGGAGCUCGGGCUCUCGCACGCUGCUCCUGCUGCACCGCGCGCUGCGCUGGUCCCAGCUCUGCCUCCACCGGGUGGCGACCGGCACGCUGGGAGGCCCGGAGGCGGGCGUGCAGUGCAGCGACGCCUACCGUGCGGCCCUGGGCCCGCAUCACCCCUGGCUGGUCCGUCAGACCGUCCGCCUCGCCUUCCUCGCCUUCCCCGGUCGCCGCCGCCUGCUGGAGCUGGCGUGUCCCGGAGCCACCGAGGCGGAGGCGCGGGCCGCGCUGGUCCGGGCCGCCGGCACCCUGGGGGAUGUCUACAACCGCACCCAGAGCCUGCUGGCCGAGCGCGGCCUGCUCCAGCUGGCCUAAGACGGCGGCUGCGGGGACCAACGGGAACGGAGCGGACCGCCCGGGGUGGGACCGCGCAGCCCGGGGUCAGUCCUGCAGCCUGCGCCGCGGCCGCCUCGGUAUCCCGCCUCUUCCGUGACGUCGCCGCGGCGAGGGCCAGCCCCGUCAGAGAAUGGCGUUGAGCUCCCUCUGUCCGCAGUCUCGGAAAGACGGGAGGAGCUGUGAGGAAUAAAAAGCAGUAUUUGGGCCGGGCGUGGUGGCUCAAGCCUGUAAUCCCAGCACUUUGGGAGGCCGAGGCGGGUGGAUCACGAGGUCAGGAGAUCGAGACCAUCCUGGCUAACACGGUGAAACCCCGUCUCUACUAAAAAAUACAAAAAAAUUAGCCGGGCGUGUUGGCGGGCGCCUGUGGUCCCAGCUACUCGGGAGGCUGAGGCAGGAGAAUGGCGUGAACCCAGGAGGUGGAGGUUGCGGUGAGCCGAGAUCGCGCCACCGCACCCCAGCCUAGGGGACAGAGAAAGACUCCGUCUCAAAAAAAAAAAAAAGCAGUAUU